CGCGCUCGGAGUCCCGCGUGCGGGUGGACUGCGCGCGCUCGGAGUCCCGCGUGCGGGCGGUUUCGGCGCGCUCGGAGUCUGGGCUGGGCACGUGAUGCGGUCGGUUAGGAGAAGCCAUUGCGAGAAUGUGCUGGAGCGUGUUGGCAUUGCGGAGCCUGGCGGUGUUUACCGGCGCUCUGUUGACAGCUGAAGGCCUCUAUUACCUGCUCCGUUACGUGAGGAAGUUUCGUGAGCAAAAGCCCAAGGUGCUGUUUUUCCCGACACCGGUCACCUGCUUGCGGCCGCUGCUGUUGAGCCCCAGACACUGUGAUUGCAGCCUGCCGCACGGGGAAAGCGCGCUGAGUAGCCUGGCCCGCCUGUUGCUCGGUGCAGGCCGCUCGCUCGACGUCUGUGUGUUCACCAUCUCCAGCUCUGACCUGGGCAGCCUGGUGCUCGCCGUGUACGGCCGCGGGGUGCGGGUCCGUGUUAUUACCGACUCCGACUACAUGGCACUGGCUGGCUCCCAGGUGGGCAUAUUCCGGAAGGCAGGUAUAGAAGUCCGACAUGAUCAGGAUACAAACUACAUGCACCACAAAUUCGCACUGAUUGAUGGAUCUAUUCUUGUAACUGGAUCUUUGAACUGGAGUGCCCAAGCUAUAUUUAGAAAUAAAGAGAAUGUAAUCAUAAUUGAAGACUUUGACAUUGUGAAAGCAUUUAUAGAAGAAUUUGAACGACUUUGGAAUGAAUAUGAUCCAACAAAGUACAGCUUUUCUCCACAAAGCAGGCAGAAUCACUCUUCUAGAAUCUGCAAUCAAAUGGAUGCGUGGCAGAGGGCGGGUGACAAUGCUGGACACACAGCUAAGAGCAAAUUAUCGGCAACACCUGCAAAAGAGCACUGGACAAUCAGAAAUGGAUCAGAAAAAGGAAAAACAUCAGUAAAUCAUUAACUGUCUCCACUGGAGGUAAUUCAAAUAUCACCUGUGCAUGCCAGUCUAUGAUAAAUGUUUCUUUAAUAUUAAAUCAAAAGAAGAACUUAAAUAGUAACCAGUUAAAUGCAGGCCAUAACUAGACUAUCUGUGCUAUUGUCAAGGUGGUUGUCAAGCAGGAAACGCUGACAUCCUUUCCACUUCCAGACGACAUUUUCCCAUUCCGCUACUUGUUCUCUCUCCAUUUUACAUUCAUGUCUUUCAUCAGAUUUUCCAUUUGCUCAUCUUUCAUUUCCAUCUGCCCAUGUGUACCUCCCACCUUCAUCCAUAUCAAUCUCUUCUUUUUCUUUUACUUAUUUUCCACUUCCCACCGUUUUGUUCAUUUUUGUCCUGGUCCUUUCUGAUAUUGAAUGAAACAGAUUAGGAAUUUAUCCUUGAUUACCCACCCCAAGCAUCUAAAACAGCAGCAGUUGUAAGAUCUACUGUAGGAAGGAUCUGACUGGGACAGCCCCUCACACCACCAGCCUACUGAAUCGUCAGUGAAAUGAUGGAAAGUAUCACCAAUAACGCUAUUAAUCAGCAGCCAUUUCCAAAAACCUGCUCACUAAUGCCCAUUUUCAAAGUUCAAAGUAAAUUUAUUAUCAAAGUACAUAUAUGUCAUCAUGUACUCCCUGAGAUUUACUUUCUUGUGGGCAUUUACAGCAGACAUGAAGAAACAUAAUGGAAACUUCAGACAAAGAUAAAGUGAAUCUAUAAGUUGUACCUCCUUCUCAAUGGCAGAAGUGAGAAGAGAGCAUGGCCUAGAUGGUGAGGGUCUUUGAUGGUGAAUACUACUUUCUUUAGACAGAACUCCUUGUAGAUGUGCACAAUGGUAGAGAGGGCUUUUCCUGCAAUGGACAGGGCUUUUUAUAGAUUUUUUGUUGAACGGCAUUGCCGUUUCCAUACCAGCCAGGAUAAUCUAUACAAGUUUAUCAGAGUUUCAGAUGAUAUGCCAAUUAUUUUAAGGAAGUAGAGGCACUGCCAUGCCUUCUUUGUAAUGGCACUUGCAUUUGGUCUUAGGACAGAUCCUCUAAAAUUUAAAGUUACUGGCCCUCUCUACCUCUGAUUCCCCGAUGACUACUGGCUCAUGGAUCUCUUGUAGUCAAUAAUCAGCUCUUUGCUUUCGCUGACAUCGAGUGAGAGGUUAUUGUUGUGGCACCAUUCAACCAGAUUUUCAACUUCCUCCUAUGUACCAAUUUGUCCCCAGUUUUGAUUUGGCCAACAACGGUAUUGUUAGCAAAGUUGAAUAUGGCAUUGGAGCUAUACUUAGCUUCACAGUAAUAAGCGUAAAGCAAGUAGAGCAGACUACCACCACUGACAACAAAGCCAUCAGACAGUGGUCAACAUAGAAUGUCAUGUAGACACUGCAGGAAGGAUCUGACUGGGACAGCCCCUCUCACCACCAGCCAGGCAAUGUCUUGGUGCCUUUUGGUGAGGCCUGGUGAUCAGACAUUGUGUCAGAUGGUCUGGACAGUCUGCAAUGUCUACAGGAUGUUCCAUGCUGACCAUUACUGAUGGCCUUGUGGUCAAAGGUGUUUGGAAGAACUUUUCAAUGAAGGAUAGGUAAUAUGGCACUGCCCAGCUGACUGGGACUUGUGCAGCAACAGGGCCAAAUACAUCCUUCACAACACCAGGGACAGGUAGAAUUUUGGUACAUAGUGGUACUUGGUGCCCACUCAUUUAGUUCCACGCACAGCUUGAUGCAGCCAUACACAAGUCUUUAUCAGGGUGAGGGUGACAUUGGGUAUGUUUUUGUCCCCACAGUCUAGGGACUUGUGCAUUGUGACCCACCUGACCCAUUCUAUUUGGUUCCUGGAUGAACCUGCAGACAGCUCGGUAAUUCCUAAACUGGCCGCUUGUGCCAAGUACAGCAGCCUGAGAACACCUCACAUGUCAUGACCAGGUUCUUCCCAGUUAUUGACAAAAAGUAGCCUUCUCACAGCCCCAAUUUCUGUUUAACCUUCCCAGUCAGCUCCCUGCUGCAUACUUAGGUCCCUCUGAACCAAAUCCUCAGCACCUUCAUGUAAUUGGACCCGACAGUGAAGAGGACACUGGAUCGGCUAGGCCAGUUGCUGACAUGCAUGGCCUUGCUUUGUACAGUUAUCCCUGGCCUCUGAUGCUAUCAAUAUGCAAACUGACCUUGGAUCUGAGCAGAAGAUGGCAUCGUUGUCUAUGUACAGGGAGUCUUUCCACUGUCUGACAGUGUCACUCAUUUUAUGCUCUCAUCCUUCCUGAUGGCUUUGGCAAAUGGUUCCAUACAGCACACAAACGAGAAUAGGGAGAGUGGGCAACCCUGCCUGACCUAAAAACUGUUUCCCACCCAUUGACUUGGACUGCACUUCAGAUGUCUGUGUAGAGCAGUUGGGUCAAAUUCCUGAUUCUCUCCCCACAUUCUAUUUUAGUGCCUCAUCCAUCAUGUACAUGUGUGAUAUCCUGUCAAAGGUUUUCUCUGGGUCUAAGUUGAUGAGGUGGCCAUUCAUUCCCCGACCACCCUGCACAUAGGCGAUAGUGUCUCUCAGCAGCACAAGGCUGUCAAAGAUCUUCCAACCUUCCUGCCAGGUACAGCACAGGUUUGGUCUAGGCAGAUCACCUGUCCCAGAACAGACUUGACCCUGUUGGCGAUAGCCUUGGGCAGGAUCUUAUAGUCUACAUUCAAGAGCUUAACAGGUCUCCAAUUCUUCAUGUCACCCCUUUCCCCCUUUUGCUUGUGUAUGAGGGUAAUAAUGUCCUUCAUCAUGGAGUCCAAAAUGCUGCCAGCUAGCAGCACAGCAUUGCACACUUCCUGCAGUCGUGGGCUCAUCCAGUCCCACAGAGCUGAGUACAACUCAGCCAGUAAGCCGUCGCUUCCAACAGGUUUAAUCGAAUUAAAGGAAUGGAUGGCGCCAGUCAGCUUCUCCAGGGUUAGUGGCCGGUCCAGACUCUUCCUGCUUGCUGUCAUCUAACACCUCAGUGAUAGAAGACAGGAAGUUCUGGGAGGCUGUGGUGCUAGUGGACUUUCUGACAUACAGGCUGGCAUAGUAGGAUCUACAGAUGCUCAUCAUGUCCAUCUGUGAGGAUCCUGCUGAGCCCUUCUCUUCUUAAGGCUGUGGAUCAUAGAGCACCCCCUGAAAACCUUAUGGAAGGAGAAAUGUGAGCACAUCCCAUCCUGUUCCAUGGUGUGCAUUGUGGAUCUGAAGAUGAUAUUGGAACAUUCUGCAGCAAAGUGCUGGGCUUGCCAGCUUUUUACCUCUCAUAAUUCCUCCCUCACAUCCACCAUUUUUGAUUACAGAAGGAGAACCUGUUGCAACUCUGUCUGAAGUUUACACAGUUUCCUCUGAGCCUGCCUUACUUUCUGAAACCCGCUGAUGAAGAAUCUCUUGAUGUCCACAACCUUGGCCACUUCCCACCAUCAAAUAGGGGAAUCAAAGAAGGGUUUCAAAGUUCUCCAACCUGUGUAUUCCUUCUCUAGUUCUUUAAUGUUCUCUGGUGUCAGCAGUUUAACAUUCAGCUUCCAUGUCUCUCUGCCUGCUCUCUGGUCCUCCUGUAGGUGACAGGAGGCUCACAGAAAGUAGUGGUCAGAUAAGAACUCCAGCACAACAUCAGUGUAUCCAACCAUGGUGUGCUCUGAUAUGAAGAGAAAGUCAAUCCGGGAGCGGGUUGAGGAGGCUUAUCAUGACCAGGUGGGUUGUGGCUGUGUUCUACCUGGAGGCAUCUCACAGCUUGGUUAUUUUAACCAGUCCCAUCACGAAUCUGGAGGUGCUGUCGACACUAACGGUUUGUCCAGUCUCACUGAUAAUGUGGUUGAAGUCACCAUCCAGAAAGACCAAUUGGGACGUCACAGUAACGAUGAGUGCUGCUCAAGGAUGGCCAGCCAUUUGCUCCGCAUGGGUGAGGUGCACAUUGAUUAGCUGAGUGGAGUAUUUCAGUUUAUUACUUCUGCCACAAGGAGACACUACACCACAACCUCUUUGAAUUAGGUGUUUGAGAAGUUGCCUCCCUCAGCUGGAAGCAUGAGGGAGGCACUGCCCCCUGAUCACACAGACAAACAAACCCUAGGGCCACUACUGGGACCACCUCUGGUAGUUGUUGAAGUGUAGUGGUCCACAAUCCUGCAGUAAAGACAUGUUGGCCUUGAACUUGGCCAGGUACUGUAAGGCACUGAUGCAUCACACCAUUCUCUUUACAAUGUGCAGGUUCACAGAUGCCAGUUUAAAGUCCAUGAUUAGUUCAAGGCACAGUUCUUCUCCUGUUCGGUCAGCCUGAGCCAUUAUUCCCAUGGCCUUCAUGAGUGCAGGCUCUGGUACUGAGGAUAAUCCUACAUCAGGUGUGGUGAUGCUAGUGGUGUGACUGGGGGGAGGUUGGUCACUGGUUCAGGUACUGAGGAUAAUCCACCCCCAGGUGUGGUGUUGCUGGUGGUGUGACUGGGGGGAGGUCGGUCACUGGUUCAGGUACUGAGGAUAAUCCAUCCCCAGCUGUGGUGUUGCUGGUGGUGUGACUGGGGGGAGGUUGGUCACUGGUUCAGGUACCGAGGAUAAUCCACCCCCAGGUGUGGUAUUGCUGGUGGUGUGACUGGGGGGAGGUUGGUCACUGGUUCCCCUCCAACGUGCUGCAUUGGUUACCAGCACCUUCCAAACCACUGAUCCGGGUCGCGCUGGAUGUAGGUCUGCUCACAGUCACAGUCCCUAUUUUAGUGCUGGCCAUGACCUUUAUUCUGGUGGUGGGUGGGUCAGUGUUUGCCCCCUCCUGUUGUCUGUACAUCGGAGCUGGCAUGUUUUGGAUAACCUCUGAGAGUUGACCCCUCUCCACAAAGGAUGUAGCAUUUGCUCUUCUGGCAGACCUUUGCCUGGUGGCCUUUCUGUUUGCAGUUUUUGCAGAUCACUGCACUACAUUGGGUCAUGACAUGUCCAUUCUAGCCAGGUGUUGUUUAUGGAAAAGGGUGUUAGAUUGAUUUCCCAAUCAGCAUGAGGAUCCACCCCUAUGUCAGUAGGUUAAGCUCUUUUCAGCCUCUUGAUCACAGCAAGUCCACAACAAUACUACACUUGGUCUUAGCCAAAUGGCCAAGAGGCGUAUUCUUUCAGAUCCUCUGAUGAAUCCUCAGUCCACUGAUUCAAUGCACUCCUGUAGCCACUCCUCUGCCUCCCCUGACCCAUCUCUGUUGUCCUUACCUCUGGUACCUUGCUCUUUUUGGAUUAAACUGUUGUUUUCCUCGUAGUUUAACUUCAUAUGCUUGUUUGUACUCUUACAUAGUACAUACAAUUGUUCAGUGUGUUUCCUAGAGUUAUUCUGUAAAUUUACUUAAAUAGGGACAAUGGAACUUAUGCUAAUUAGCAAAUUGAUAUAGGAUGGCCAAACUAUGCAGGAUUUGGUUUCUUUAUCUCCCUCUCCACCUCAUGCUUCAUCUUUUUUCUUCUCGUUUCACUCUUGUAGCGAUUAGUAAAUGAUCUUAAGCAACAAUUUUUAUGCCUCAGUCUGUUACGCCUGUGCCCCAACUCUGAGGGGCCGAAGGGUACAAAGUAGCCCCCUCCUUUUUGAGAAUCGCAAGAUCGCUAUUAAUUCAGGUCAGGAGACCCAGGAAAUGAGAGAAAGACACACAGAAUCCACAAAGGGGUUUGGAAUGGCCUGGCCCCUCAGCGAUACAAAGCCACAGGAAACGGCCAUUGUCUCUUGGAGACAGAAUUGUGUAUUGAGUACUGUACUUCAUGGAAACCCUCAGGGAAUGAUCAGAGGGGGUUGGUUGAGGGAUUGCAUCAACCCAACCUGAUUGACAUCUGAGACCCCAUGAGUCAGGAUAAAAGAGGGUCUGGGGAACAACCCCUUUAGACGCACCAGGAGAAAUGCUAGAAAUCCCGUGACAGCGUAAUAGCGACAGCCGGUGGGGGGCCCACGUGUGUCCUUUUCCAUUUGCCUCGGAAUUGGUAGGCCUGACCACGGAAGACAGCUUAGCUAAAUAGCAAAAGGAGCUGGUCACCCGUGACCAGCUACACCAACAGAACUCUCGAAGGAUCGACAUCAUAAAAAGGAAAACGGGUAAGUUCUAAGAAAAAUCCGUCUCUCUCUCUCUCUCUCUCUCUCCAACAAAAGGCUGCAGCCUGCAUGAACUUGAGUGACUUUUAUAUUUCCAUUGGACAAUACGUUAUCCCCUAGACAACAAUAGAGCUAUUUCUUAGUGAUUAUUAUUAUACCCGCGCUUUUGGAUUUACUAUUGACAACAUAUAUUAUCUGUAUGUUUGCAUU
Molecule: messenger RNA, 7157 nt
Organism: Hypanus sabinus (Atlantic stingray)
Lineage: Eukaryota; Metazoa; Chordata; Chondrichthyes; Myliobatiformes; Dasyatidae
Gene: pld6
Product: phospholipase D family, member 6
Exons: 3
Coding region: 126-926 (266 amino acids)
Biological process (GO): piRNA processing
Cellular component (GO): mitochondrion
Molecular function (GO): RNA endonuclease activity producing 5'-phosphomonoesters, hydrolytic mechanism
Source: RefSeq, a predicted model, not a curated record